Messenger RNA from Dicentrarchus labrax (European seabass), 5192 nucleotides. RefSeq names its product BLOC-2 complex member HPS6. The record is from RefSeq and is a predicted model, not a curated record. The transcript has a single exon. Gene Ontology annotation, cellular component: BLOC-2 complex; lysosomal membrane. NCBI's taxonomy places the organism in Eukaryota, Metazoa, Chordata, Actinopteri, Moronidae. Gene Ontology annotation, biological process: organelle organization; protein localization to membrane; melanocyte differentiation. The coding region runs from base 370 to 3198 and encodes 942 amino acids.
GCUAAAACACCGUCGGUACCGGAAAUUAACAAUCCCGUGAUGUCAGGGGAGUGCUAGCCUAGCAUCGGAAUGACUACAGUGCCUCUCUCGAUUUGGACUUAAAAGCUUUUUCAACAGUUAACUGUCAGCCAACAGUUUAGCUCCGUUGUCGUGUGCCGACAUGGGGUUAGCGGGCUCGAAGACUGUCGGAUGAUGUAUCCCUCCGCACGGACGUUAACAACGGAGAUGAGAGCCUGUCGUAGGAACCUAACGGGAUGCCGUCCGGUUAGCCUCUCCGGAUCAGAUUUAUGUGCCACAACACGCUAGCGGGCUAGUUCAUACGUUGUGGCAAGUUGAUUAAGCUCCAGUCAGUCUGGAAAACGGAGAGUUAUGGCGCGGUUGGUGUUGGAGCAACUGUCAGAUUUCGGGGACUAUACUGGCGGUAAAGACCUGGUUGAGCUCUUUAAACUGACCAACAACGAGCUCAAAGACUGCCUGUCAAACGUCCGCCUGAGCCCAGAUGGACGUCACAUCCAUGUUAUCCUCCGCAAGCCUAAGGUCGGUCUUGUGACUUUUGACAAGUAUGAAAGACCCCAGCUGGCCCAGAACCAGAAGAAGCUGGAUCUGUGGCCGACACGGACCGUGCCUGUUGUGGAUAUUUUGUAUUUGGACCAUAACAAUAACAACAGCAGCAGCAGCAGAGACGCAGCAGCUGUGGCGGUGGUUUAUGAGGAUGGAAAAGCUGAGUUUUGGAAAUUCCACGAGUGCAAAUCUGGCUGGCAUCUCGUACAAACAUCAGACUUGUGUAACAGCCCCCGAGCAAGAGUGGUGUCUGUCUGUGCCUGUUCCAACCUUAUCAUCUGGUGUGAGGAGAGGCCACCCUCAGAAAGCUCUCCAGCCCUCAGCUCCACAAGGAAUAAGCUGAGAUACUGUGUGUGCAGGCGUGACUUCGAGGUGGAGGAGGGGGCCGUCAGCUUGGGUGGAGUGAAAAUCGCCCUCCACAACAACCCCAAGUUCACUGUGGUGAGCUCAGGUGAAUAUGUACAUCUUCUCCCUGACUUGAAAGUGAAGCCACUGUUGAUCUCCAGUUUUUUUCUCUCCUGGUCCCCGCGCCAUGACUCCUUCACAGUCAGCACCACGUGUAUGAACACUCCCCUAAAAAGGCUUUCGGCUAAAGAGUCUGACUUUAAGAGGUUGGUCACAGACUGUUUGGGAUAUCUAUCAACUCUUGAACCACCUGAGAUCUACAACUUCUCUCCUACAUCCUGUGGAGGCCUGCUGUUGCUGCUCAGCACAGGCUGGGUGUGUCUCCUGCAGAAAGAUGGGAUGCUGCGGCAGGUGUAUAAACUGGCCGACAACUGCUUGACGAAAUUCAGCACUCACACUAGCCUCUGCAUGUACGAGGACACCCUGGCACUGCUGAUAGGACAAAACCUGCAUCUGAUCGACGUGAACUGUGGCAGAGAGCUGGAACACGCCACGCUGAAGAGAGAGGGGUUGUUAUAUGUGAACCGGGCUGAAAGUUGCACUCCUCACCUGCUCACAGAAACCGGACUUUUCGUUUUAGUGAACAAGGAGACAGACUCCAGAGAUUGCGACUCUAAGAUGAAGCCUCCUGGUUUCAGUACAGUGGAGAAUCUUCACCCAGGAGCCCUCCUGGUAGAGGCUGUCUUCGAGGAAGCCUGUAAAUACUACCAGCAGAGGAGCCUGAGCAGCACCCAGCUCACUGUGGACACGCUGAAGAAAGGAGGUAGGUUCCAGGCUCCCAUCUCUUUAGCCUCCAUCCUCAGGAACUACCUCAGUGCGGGGUCGAGGCAGAAAGGAGCAGAGCUGUCCCAGAACGGAGGAGUUGGAUGUACAGCAGGACAAGAUAAGCUAAUGGGCUCUCUGGAGGCUGAGCUAAAGGCUCUGGUUUCUCUGGAGGAGGUGAAGGGCAGUUUAGUGAGGGGAAGUGUGAAAGAGGUGGAGGCAGUGUGUGAGAGUCUGGUUGAGAAAGAGGUAACUAGACUGCUGUCAUCCUCAGAGCUGGUUAAAGAAGCUCUGCUUUACCUUAACUCCAUCUUCAACAUCUUCCCCCGCCAGGCAUGGAGGGCGGCGCAGGCUGCCCUUCAGCUACACUACAAUGGGGAGGGCUCUCUCUCCAGCAGGGCUCCAGCAGACAUAUGGAAAACUGUCCUCAGUCCUGCUGUGACAGCCAGCACCCCACCCUCCCUCCCAUUCACCAACGGCAGGUCAAAGCACAAUCAUAGCCUCAAAGGUGAUCACAUUGCCAACUGUAAAGCCAAACCUACAAGCUCUGCUCCCCCAGCUGCCCUACCCGUGUUUGAGCUCCUCUGCCACUCAGUUUUCCACUUCCAGCCCAGCUGGUUGCCCAGAUUCCUGGAGCUCGCCCAGCAGCAGCAGGGCUCAGCCGGCCUGGGCCUAAGCCUGGCCUCUUCCUCCUGGGGCUUCUCCGGUGGGCGAGGAGGAGAGGGCGGGGAGAACAACGUCCCGCUUUACAAACGAGCCCUGUGCGUCUUGUCCAGCCUGAGCUUAGACAGAGACCAGCAUCAGGACUUGGAGGUGGAGUUGCUGCUGGUCAGUGGGCGGCCCAACGCCAUCCUCCAGGCACUGAGGAUCCUCAUGGCCAAGCAGCAGUGGGAGCGGGUGACGCAGGUCGCCCAGAAGUUCUGCAAACAGAGUCCGCUGCUCAACAAGGAGAUUUUCACUACUCUGCUGUGCGAGGUGGCCCAGCACAGAGACCUGGACCCCUACCUGGACCUGCUGUGGGUGCUGUGCCCUGAAGACCUCACUGUCACCACUAUUCUCAACUUGGUGCUGAAAAACCUCCCCUCUCCUAACACCCCCCCUCCCUCCUCCUCCUCCUCCUCUUUCUUCUCCACGUCCAGCACAGCAUCCUCAUCCCCGGCUCCCUUUGCGGACUCACAGAGCAGCCAGUUGACCAUCGGGCUGUUGAAACCCCUGCUGAGAAAAGUCCUUCAGAGGGAGACCAAGCCUAGCCAGCGCUACGCUGACAUCCUCCAGUCGCCAUCGUUCCCCCCUCCUGCACCUCGUCGCCAGCCCGCAGAGCAGCCUAGGGCUGUCACUGAUCCCAGCACAGACUCAGCUCUGGGCGGUACCACCGCACCGGGUGUACUUGCAGAAACACCUGAGCAGCAGUCGUCCACACACACAACUGUCCCAAGGGCGAGGGUGGCACUACCCGCUAACCCAGUGUGAUUUACAUAAAAAUGAACAAACAUUCAAAAUGGAGAGCAAAACCGGUCUCUUAAAACAUUCCACACAUAAUCUGACUUAACUGUGAAACAGUGUGUGUUGACAAUCAGUGUAUUGCAGUUAUAUUUGAUGCUCUUUUUAAAACUAUUGGUAAUGUCAGAUGAAGUAUGACAACUAGAAACUAUGAAAUGACUACUGAAGAUCUUACCAGUGUAAAUACUGCAGGUAAUUUUAAGUCUUAAUGUGUAUAUACUGUUUCUGCAUUGUUAUUUAUCUCUUAAGCCUUAACUGCACGCAGAUGAGAAUGUUAUUGCAUAAACUUGCAUUGAAUAAGCUUAGCCUUCAGAAUACCAUCAAUAAAUGAUAAUAUAUUGAGUUAACACAAUAUAAUGGUUAUCUGCUCAGUCAAAAACAAAGCCACUAACUCCCAUUUUGGGGGUUUAUCAUAUCCAUGUUUAGAAUAUACUUUGCCUCUUUAAAGUAAAAAAAAUCUGCUAAUUGUAGUCAAGUAUAGCUGCCUUUAACUUGUCGAUGUCAAAGUGUGUUCAUGCAGUGGGUAAUCUACUGAGUGUUAUCCAGACAAACUGGCCUUUGUGUUUGAAUGUUUGUUUUAAGUGUGGUAGGGUUUAGAGGAGGAGGAGGGUAAGAGAGGUAGAGGUCCAAGGUUCCUUUACUGACUUCUUGUUUUUUACUCAACAUAUUAUACGUGCUUAAACAUUAACCUGGUUUUGAUGGGCGCAACCCAAAACACUGUCAUCCAUUUAUCCCUCUAGACUCCAUCUUGUCCAAUCUUGCUCCCUCGCAGCUCAACUCACAGGGCAUUCCAGACCGAAUACCCAGUAAAAGUGACUCACAGUUCGACUUUAAAUUCAAUUUUGGAGGUAAUUCUGUUAGGAUCCGUGUGUGGGUUGGGCGCGUUGUGACUAACAUAGGCUCCCUGCUGCUUGCAUAAGGUCAUGUACGUCUUCCUUCAUGGACCCAGUGAGGGUAAUGUUAUUAAAGAUGUUAGGUCCUCUGUCUUCUUGCCCCUGUUAGCUUUCUCCAUGCUUUUAUUUAUCACCCCAGUCAGUAUUUGCUUUUGAUGCAUCUCUUGAGAUUGUUUUUUUUUUUUUUUUUUUUUUUUUUUGAUUAAGUGCUGUAAACAAAAAUAUAUUUAAGUGCCUAUUAUCUUUGAUGCCUUUAAUGCUUUUCUGUUGGAGGAGUCUUUAUAGUUUGUUAUAGUCAAAGAAAGUGUUUUUGUAUGUAAAUGUUGAGCCCUCCAAACAAAUCGUAACUAUCUUUGGGAGUCUUUACUAAAACCUGUGGCGCUGCAUGGGUGCGGUACAGACAACCCUGUGUUGAGUGACAAUCAGACUCCAAAAUGCUGCAGAACAAUCACACUGCCUUUCACAGUGCUGCUGUUCAUUUACAGGGUAGUGUCACAUUCCUGCAGCUUUACUCUUGUUCAGGAGAAAGAACUGGAGGUAGAUCAGAGGAUCUGUUUCCUGUAUUGUAUUGAGUACAGUAUUUUGGGGGGUUUUGGUAACUGAUCUUGUCCUCAACAGUCAAAGACUGUUUUUAAUUUCAAUAUGAAACCCGGCUGAUUUCUCGCUCUGAUCCGAUGCAUGCAUUAGUUGUGUCAUUCCAAGCUCUGUACACUUAAAUAAGCAUGACAAAGUCUGUGCAAACGAUUUCAGCUCGGUGCCAAAAGUGUUGCUGUCUGCCAGACAUGUUUGAGUCCAUCUGAGAGUCACUGGAAACUCCCUGACUUCCCUAGACAGACGACUCAGCCUGAUGUUAUGACUGUUAAGACAUUAAAUAUUAAUUUGCCCUAAACUCUGCUUUAGGUUUCCUGUUAAUGAAUAGGAUCUCCUCCUGGAUUUGCUCGACAAAGUUUCACACCAUUGCCUUGGUUACUUUUGGUGAUGCUCUCCUUUCAGCGGUAUUUGAAAAAAAGAAAAUGUAUACAAGUAUUUAUUAACAGAUGCUGUAUGCUAUUAAACUGGAGAUAAAACCUC